Peromyscus maniculatus bairdii (prairie deer mouse) is the source of this 2080-nucleotide messenger RNA. RefSeq names its product iroquois homeobox 1 (gene Irx1). Gene Ontology annotation, biological process: cell development; neuron differentiation; regulation of transcription by RNA polymerase II. Lineage: Eukaryota; Metazoa; Chordata; Mammalia; Rodentia; Cricetidae. The record is from RefSeq and is a predicted model, not a curated record. Gene Ontology annotation, molecular function: DNA-binding transcription factor activity, RNA polymerase II-specific; RNA polymerase II cis-regulatory region sequence-specific DNA binding. Gene Ontology annotation, cellular component: nucleus.
CCCGCCGCCGAGCGGAGGGCGGCCGCCGCAGUCGGCGCGCGAUCUCGGAUCCGGGCGCAGCCGGGAGCCGGGCGCCGCCAGCCAGCACAGGGCCCAGGAACAGCAACCGGCCCCCGCGCCCCCUCCCCCGGGCCGGCCCGAGCGAGCCCGGCCCUCAGCCCGCAUCCCCCCGCGCCGCAUCCCUUCCGAUCCCGUCCCGGUCUCGCUGUCCGGGCUGUUAGUGUUGCCCUCCGUCACCGCCGAUCCCGCGGACAUGUCCUUCCCGCAGCUGGGCUACCCGCAGUACCUAAGCGCCACGGGCCCAGGCGCCUACGGCGGAGAGCGCCCUGGGGUGCUGGCUGCGGCCGCGGCUGCUGCGGCCGCCGCCUCGUCGGGCCGGCCGGGGACUGCGGAGCUGGGAGCAGGCGCGGGAGCGGCCGCAGUUACCUCGGUGCUGGGCAUGUAUGCCGCGGCGGGACCGUACGCGGGCGCACCCAACUACAGCGCCUUCCUGCCCUAUGCCGCGGACCUCAGCCUCUUCUCGCAGAUGGGCUCUCAGUAUGAACUCAAGGACAACCCAGGGGUGCACCCAGCCACCUUCGCAGCCCACACGACGCCUGCUUAUUAUCCCUAUGGCCAGUUCCAAUACGGAGAUCCCGGUCGGCCCAAGAACGCCACGCGCGAGAGCACCAGCACGCUGAAAGCCUGGCUCAACGAGCACCGCAAGAACCCGUACCCCACCAAGGGCGAGAAGAUCAUGCUGGCCAUCAUCACCAAGAUGACCCUCACGCAGGUCUCCACCUGGUUCGCCAACGCGCGACGCCGCCUCAAGAAGGAGAACAAGGUGACAUGGGGGGCGCGCAGCAAGGACCAGGAAGACGGCGCCCUCUUUGGCAGCGACACGGAGGGCGACCCGGAGAAGGCCGAGGACGACGAGGAGAUCGACCUGGAGAGCAUUGACAUCGACCAGAUCGACGAGCGUGAUGGUGACCAGAGCAACGAAGACGAGGAGGACAAGGCUGAAGUUCCCAGGGCGCGCGCAGCCCCUCCCGCCCUAGCUCGGGACCAGGGUUCACCGCUGUCGGCCGCCGAGGCACUCAAGUCCCAAGAUUCGCCCUUGGGCCUGGCUAAGGAGGUUUCAGAGCCCAGCAGCACGCGCCUGCUGAGUCCUGGCGCCACGGCGGUCGGCCUGCAGGGCGCGCCGAACAGCAAGCCCAAGAUCUGGUCGCUGGCUGAGACAGCCACUAGCCCCGACGGCGUGCCUAAGGCAUCUCCACCGCCACCCUCCAGCCAUCCCAGCGCGCACGGGCCUCCCAGCGGCGCGCCCCUGCAACACCCGGCUUUUCUGCCCAGCCACGGACUGUACACCUGCCACAUAGGCAAGUUUUCCAACUGGACCAACGGCGCGUUCCUCGCACAGGGCUCGCUGCUGAACAUGCGCUCUUUCCUGGGCGUUGGCGCGCCCCAUGCCGCACCCCACGGCCCACACCUGCCUGCACCACCACCUCCACAGCCGCCUGUCCAGGUUGCCACCGGGGUGCUCCACGGUGACAAGGCCUCCGCGCGAAGCAGUCCUGCACUUCCAGAGAGAGACCUAGUCCCCAGGUCGGAUUCGCCCCCACAGCAGUUAAAGUCGUCCUUCCAGCCCGUACGCGACAACUCGCUGGCACCGCAGGAGGGAACGCCUCGGAUCCUCGCAGCCCUCCCGUCUGCCUGAUUAAGGGUCGUCUUUUACUUUUGCGGGAGAGGGGAGGGGGAGGGGUUGGGGAGGGAGGAGUCGAGGGAGGAAUUAAGACAAAUAUUUGAGACUUAUGUAAAGGACAAACGUGACGGCGGCGUCAGUGAUUCUCACGCAUCGCUCUUUGCAAAAAGGGGCUCAUCCCGCCUAAGCGCUUGGGGGGUGGGCAGGCACUGCCUGCCGCUCGGGUUGAUUAUCCGAUUCGGUAAAUCUCCCCCACCCCCGUCCCCGUGUUUGUGUCUUCUUUGUUUCUUUUUUUUUUCUCUCCCUUUCUGUAUAUAGCGUGAUUUCAGAUUGUAAAUAGCGCGUCAGCGAACUUGUUUAAAUCAUAUAUUUUUGUCUAAUAAACUAAAUGAAACGAUG